AUUCUAAUAAGUUUUUUGUAAAAAAGAAAAAAAAAUUGAAAAAGGAAAAUAGAAAAAUAUAUUUUAUCCUUAUUUAAUUUUUCCAGCAUUUGUUAAUCUCUUUUAAUCAGUAAUAAUGGUGCCAUAUAUCUUACGUAUCAUUGCCGUUCUCUCGAUAUCAAUAACGGCCAUUGAUGCACAUUUUAUUCUUCCUAUGCUUGGAGCAAGAGCGGCAAGAAGGCAUGCACAAUAUAAGGGAAUGGUAGCUGGUGCCUUAGCUGGUCGAGCCGCCGCUGGAGCUAAUAUUGAUGGAGGCGGAGGCUUUGGUGGAGGUGCUGGAGGUGGAGGAGGAUUUGGUGGAGGUAUCAGAGGCAGCGGAGGAUUUAGUGGAAGUGCCGGAGGCGGAGGAGGAUUUGGGUAUGGGGGUGGUGGUAUUGGAGGCAUCGGAGGAGGAGUUGGAGGUGGCGGAUCAGGAGAUGUAUUAGGGAGUGGUGGUUUUAGUUUUUCGAGACAUCAUGCUGGUUCCAUAUCUGGACAAGCAUUAGGUUCAGGCAGAGCAGGUGGACAAGCUUCAGGUUUUGGUGGAGCAGGUGGACACGCAUCAGGAGGUGGGGGUUUUAGUUUCGCAGGACAUCAUGCUGGUUCUAUUUCAGGACAAACAUUUGGUUUAGGUAGAGUAGGGAAAAAAGCAGUAGGUUCAGGUGGAGGAAGUGGACAAGCAUCAGGUGGUGGAGAUUUCAAAUUUGAAGGACAUCAUGCUAGUUCUCUUUCGGGACAAGCCUUAGGUUCAGUUAAAGGGGGCAAACACGCAUCAGGUUCAGGCAAAGUAGGUGGCCAAGCAUCAGGAGGUGGAAGUUUUAGUUUUGCUGGACAUCAUGAUGGGUCUGGUUCAGGUAGAGUUGGGAAAAAAGCAUCAGAUUCAGGAGAAGGAACUGGCCAAGCUUUAGGUGGUGGAGGUUAUAAUUUUGGUGGACAUCAUGAUACUUCUAUUUCAGGACAAGCCUCAGGUUCAGUAAAAGGGGCAAAACAAGCAUCAGGUUCAGGCAAAGUAGGUGGACAAGUAUCAGGGGGUGGAGGUUUUAAUUUUGCUAGUCGUCAUGCUGGAUCAAUUUCAGGACAAGCAUCAGGUUCAACUAAAGGUGGAAAACAAGCUUCAGCUUCAGGUGAAGUAGGUGGACAAGCAUCAGGAGGCGGAGAGUUUAGUUUUAGUAAACAUCACGGUGGUUCAAUUUCAGGACAAGCAUCGGGUUCAAGUACAGGGGGCGGGAAAUCUUUAAGUAGAGGAGAUCGACAAGCUUCAGGGGGUGGAGGUGUUGGUUUUGAUGGGCAUCAUACUGGUUCCAUUUCUGGACAAGCAUCAGGUUCAGGUAAAGUAGGUGGACGAGCAUUUGGUUCAGGUGGGGGUGUUGGACAAGCAUCAGGUUCAGGGCGAAUAAGUGGUGGAGCAAGUAGAGGAUUUUCCGUUAGUAAAAGUCAUAGCGCUUCUGCUUCAGGACAAUCAUCACAUUCAACCCAAGGUCAAAUAUCAACUUCCAAAGAAGCUCAAGUGUCAACAUCCAAGGGAGCGCAAGCAUCAACAUCGAAAGAUGCUCAAACAUCAAGUUCAAGUCAAGGUCAAGCAUCAGGUUCAAUCCAAGGUGAAGCAUCAACUUCCUUGGAAGCUCAAGGAUCAACCUUUAAGAAAGCUAAAUCCUCUACUUCCAAGAAAGAUAAAUCAUCAAGUUCAAUCCAUGGUCAAGCAUCAGUAUCUAAGGAAUCCAAAUCAUCAAGUUCAAGCAAAGGAUCAGGUCAGGCAUUUGGGUCAGCUUUUGGUCAAGGUUCAGGGUCAUUUGCUGGCUACGCAUCAGGGUCAGCUCACGGCCAAGGGAUAGGUCAUGCAUCCGGAUUUGGUUCAGGCCAAGGUUCAGGCCAUGCAUCAGGUGGAUUUUCCGGCCACGCUUCAGGCCACUUUUCGAGUCAAUUUUCUGGAUCAGCACAUGGAUAUGGAGGAUAUGGUGGAUUUGGUAGAUGAUUCCAUAGAUAUGAAUGUCAUGAAGCCUCAAAGUUAUCAUAUUCGAUAAAGUGUCUAGGCAAAAAUCAUCUAGCCAAUCUUGAAUGCCCUUAGUUAAAACACCUUAUAAUAAAUCUCUUGCAUCACAAGUUGUUCUAUGUGGUAUGCAUGUCAUUCAUGGGCAAUAGACUUGAUUUUAAUCUGUAAUAGUAUUGUAGACAUCUAUAAUGAGCUUGUAUCGACAAUCAUUGUAUUUUUAGAUGCUUUAAGAAGUUGAUAUUUUUUUUGCUUCUGCCACCUCAUCACAUUUUAUUUAAGAAUCACAAUAUAUUAU
Amaranthus tricolor (Joseph's coat) is the source of this 2303-nucleotide messenger RNA. Its product is annotated as glycine-rich cell wall structural protein 1-like. Bases 116 to 1990 code for a protein of 624 amino acids. NCBI's taxonomy places the organism in Eukaryota, Viridiplantae, Streptophyta, Magnoliopsida, Caryophyllales, Amaranthaceae. The transcript is spliced from 3 exons. The record is from RefSeq and is a predicted model, not a curated record.